GACCUGUGUGUGUGUGUGCGUGUUAGUGAAUUUCAAAUGUCAGUUCAGAGCUCACAAUAUUUGAGUAAUUAACCAACUCUAACCGUGCACACACAGACUUGACUUGGCGUUAAGAGUAAUGGCCUAAUGGUCUUUGUGUGUGACUAUUCACUUGUGGUCUUGGACAAAAAACAGAGUUCAGUGUGAUGGAUUACUCAUUUUAAUGCUGCAUGUGUGGGUGUCAGAGGGCGGUCUAAUAAAUUGUCUGAAGCUAAGUCACUUGACUCAGCACUGGUUGGGGCUGAAGACUUCAAGUUUGAAAAUGAAGAAAAAUAAUCAGUGUGUAGGGUUACAAAGAAGUGAUGUCACAAGCCGCUCCUCAUCUCCACUUGAGGUUCUGUCUGCGGUUUAACUGGAUUGUGGGCAAUGUAGGCACCAGGUUUGAGUGGAGAUGGAGAAGACUAAAUGUCUGGGCCCGCUGCAUCAAUUGUAAUAUUGUUUUCUUUUAAGAAGUACAUCAUAGUCAGUCUUCUAGGUGGCUGGGAUAUGGUAAAACUGUCCCUUUGCAGUUCAUAGUAACUGGGCUAAAACAUGAAUCACCAUUAUGGUCAAACUUAACAGAUUCAAGCAGCACCAUCUGGAAUAGUCAUCAUUUUUGGAUGAAACCCUUCAUAUUAAUUUGUCACCUCGUAUUCAGUUGGAUUUCACUCUUUUUGGUGCAACAUGCAUUACUGUUUGGUUCUCUGGUGCAGAUUAUUGCAACGUAUGCGUGGUGCCACCAGAUCAACACUUCUCUGGCUCUAUUGAUCAGAUAGGCUGAAAGCAAAAGGUCAACGCAGUGUGGUAAUGUGUUUGCACAUUGGUUUGAUAUUUUUAUUCAUUGCUAUUACAGUGCAGCUGUUGCAGAAGCCCCUUUGUGCGCAUUAAAUGUGAAGUGAAUCAAAUAGAAUAACUGUAACAUAAAAGAGACAGACAGCUUUAUAACACAGAGAGAGGGAGAGAAAGACCCAGUCUGUGCCCUUGUGUCCAACCACUGAUCAAUAACAAGUAUUGAUGGCUCCAUAUUUGCAUUAUGGCGGUAGAAUGUUGUGGUUCACUUAGGUUUUCUACGUUGUGUUCACAGUAUGAAUAAAACUCCCCAUCAUCAAACCAUUAGUGACCUAUAUGAGACACUUUUCAGAGCAAAAGUAGGUUGUGAAUAUCACUUUACUCAAACAGUUGUUUGUACAACAUCAGAACAGGAAAUGGGGCAGAUCAAAUGUGACGGACGAGACAAGCAGAGUGACAGCAAAACGAAGAACAUAGUUUAUUCAAUGACAAUGAAAUCAUUCCCUGCAAACAUUAUCUUGGCACAAAACUUCUUAAUAUGGCUGGAUAAUCUGGAUAGAAGGGGGACAAACGAGGUCCCAUGGAGAGAAAGAAUACAUGAUAAGAGACCGUCAAAGGAAAGAAAGAAGAGAAAGAAGGUUGUGAAAGUUGAUUAGUCUGAAUUUUUGUCUGAAGUUUGAACAUGAUUGUAAGAGCAGAUGUUCCAAAUUUUGUGAAAGCUGGCCUAGUUUACUGGCAAGAUGGGAAAAGAACCAAAUUCUCUCUUUUUUUUCUUUUCUUUUUUUUUACCUGGGAUUUUACCUAAAUGAAUAAGCAGCCAGUUAUUUUAGACUAGUUUAGAAUAGUGUGGAUAUCAAUAAAGAAAAAAUAAGAAAAUAAAUCAAAUCCUGUUCAGUGAACUAUUAUCCACAGUUAUGAAUUCAAACUCUUUACAUAUUUAAAACAAAAACUUCAAGUUUAUUGUUUUGCAAAUUAUCUGUUUUGCUUAGGGAUCCACAAACAUUAGUCCCAUAGCAUCUUCUGGCCUUCAUCAUAUAUGGAAGGACUGGGGAUUGGAUUCUUUUCUGGGGGUCCUGAACGUGUGAAGCAACAACUUCACAACAACAAUUUUCCCACACAUCCCUUUGUCCAUGUUCUUAUGCGCGUGGUCAUAAUUUUCCACCUCACCACGAUAAGGUUCGGCAACACAAAACACGUGGACUCUCACAUUGCCUUCACACACACACACACACACACACACACACACACACACACACACACACACACACACACACACACACACACACACACACACACACACACACACACACUUCCUUCAUCACCUUCUCUAGCUGUUGUCACAGAGUUGUCCAGCCACUGACACUUAAGCCCAAUCACUGAGAUAGCAGACCUGAGAGAGUGUUCAUUUGGUAGUGUUGGCAGGUACUACAGUGAGGGCACCAAGGUCAGGCUGCCUCCUCACACAGAUGAGUGGCAGAUUCUUUCUCUACCGGCUUCUUUGGCCAGAGGCAAUGUUUUCGGUUUGUCUGCCCGUCUGUCCGUCCCAUUCUCCUGAACGCGAUAUCUCAGGAAUUUCUUGAAGGAAUUUAUUUUAAUUUAGCAAACACGUUCAAGUGGACUCAAUGGUGAAGUGACUAGAAUUUGAUGGUCAGAGGUCGAGGUCACAACCCUUAAAUUCAUACUCUUAUUAUGACAAAAUACACUUAAUGCCUUCUAUUACAUUCUUUCACACUUCACUGCCUAUAAUAUGAGUCAGGACAGAAAGUUGGAUGUUAACUGCUACUCGACUGGUUGGCAGUGGCUAGGCGGUGAUUCUAGUUAAGAUGACUAGACGGUUCAGUUUCAGCUCCAAUUUUGUUCCAUUUAUUUUGUUUUCUCUACUUGAUUUAGUGUAAUAGAAGCUUCAGUAGUUAUUUUCUUAUAGUCAUGCACUUUAGUUGAACCUAUUCAACCCUGGACUGAUUUUCACCCCUUUCACCUUCAUGGUUAUUUGUACAAUGCUGAAGCUACAGCAGUGAUUGCACUGGCCAUAAGUAUUAAAAAGUUUUUCCCCCCAAAUUCUGUGUAUGCCAUAAUAUAUCCUACCUGUGUGUUUAUAGCUUUUCUUGCCACUUUCUAUAAUAGUAGGGGCACUUAAAUAAAUCCUCCGCGGAUUAGCACAACCAUCGGUGAGAUUGCCAAAAUCACGAGAGCAGCUGUAAUCCACAGCAUAUCGGCGUCUCCACAGCAAGACAUGCUACCGACUCAGUCCCCAUUUAUUCCAGGUCUUCUGUGCUACAAUCCCAAUCUCAGUCUUUAAUUUAGAAACCCUCCGCACAAAUCCUUCCCGUCUAUUGGCUCUAAUCUACAAUUUAUCCAAGAUUACUCACUCUGUACCACUUUGAUAUCCUGACCCAAAGUAAGAGUGCCACGCCAUGUAUAACUUGGUUUUUCAUUAGGGGCUUCGUAAUAGGAUAACCUAUUGGGCAACUCACUUCUUCUCUUUAAAGUUCUUUGUAUUUAAAAUGUUUUAGGAAUUAGUAUUAAUAUUUUGACAUUGAUUAAAAAUUGCCCAUUUUUAUUCUGCUUAUAAAGUAUUUAGAAUGUAAAUGCUGUAUAUUCAGAUAAAGAUUUGAACUUCAGUUCUAAAUCUGUAGAAACUUUCCGAAGAUACUGAUGGUAUAAGUGAAUGGAAUGUUUUUUCUCUGUUCUCUUUGCAGGCUCCAUGAUUGCACAGGUACAAAUCAGUGACGUUUCACCUUUUGAGAGUUUGGUUCUUGAGGUUACGACUGUCAAUGGGAAAACCUCAGCCAAUAUAUGAGCUAAAUCCAGCCACGAUCCAAGGACUGGCACUCAAAAAGAGACACCACCAUCGACUGACAGUGUAUUAGAAAAGAAGGCCCUAAAAACAAGGGAGUACCAAACAGACAACAACUCUCCCAAGGGAAUGGAACACACAACAAACUCUUUCGUUGUCUUCACCUGUGAUUCUUCACCGCAAAUCAUCGAAGCAUAGUGUUUUACUAAACAUGUGUCAGAGAGGACAAUCAACACACAAAUGGAGAUGAACCCAUAUGUUACUUCUGACUUCAGGAGGGAUCUCUUUCCCCAUUUCCAUUUGUUGUAGACUUUUGUCUACCCUGCUGUUACUGGUUAAUUGAAAUGACUUCUUCCAUAUAUCUUGUUGAGUGAGUUUCAGUUCUGUACUUGCCACAGUUCAGGGUUAUAGUUAAGGGGUGGAUUCUGUCCACUGUUCCAAAAAGACUGGAUGUGGAUGCGUUGUCAUCAUAGAGUUCUUUGGAAAUGAUUGGGCAAGGUAAAUACCAACACAUCUUUUAAUUGCCAGCUGUAUUUGCACAUUUAAAUGUUCAGUUUUUAUGAAUUAUUUGCAUGCUGUUUUUUGCCAUUGUUUUAUGGAGCACUCUUGCUUGUCCAUGUUAGUCCAUUACAUCUGCAUAUGAUAAUCAUCUCUGUUCAUUGCAGAAACUCUCUCUGAUGUUCAUGUAGCCGAGACAACACUCGGACCAGUUACACUCUCAGCCACUUUCACUCUCAGCUCCUCUCCUUCCUUGGCAUUCAUCUAAUCUAUCAACCAUGGCACCAGACCUCUGGAAAAAUGUAGAAAACUUCCUCAGGUGACCUGUGUACUUACCUUUUGCUUCCUUAUAAAGCAUACACUUAAAGCUAAGACAUGAGGAUGGUUGGAGAUUGAUUAAAGUAAUCUCUCGCUGUUAUUAUCUUUUUCUCAUCUUGUCAGGUAUAUUCACAUUCUCAGAAAUAUUGUUGAGCGGUAAUGAGGUAUGUCUCUAAUAAGAAGUUGACUGAUUGUUUAGGUCAAUAUUAUCCAUGCAACAGUCAGUACCAAAAUCAAGUCCUUACCUAAUUGGCAAUGGCCUUCAAACAUAUAUGCAGACCCUUUGAAAGAAAAUGUGAAACAGUUAAAGCAGUGACAUGACUGAACAAGAUGGCAAACAAAACCUUUCAGUUGGGCCUCUCUUUCUGGUAAAAUUAUAUUAAUUUGACCUGUGAAAACAAUUGUAAUAGUCAGUCCUUUAUCCAAGACAUAUAAGUGCAAAAUUAUGAUAAAUGAGUAAUGUCUGCAAGAAUUUAAUUUUCUGAAAGCGCUGUAUUCUUUGUUUCCUCAUCCCGAUACCAAAGGGUUGUAAAACUGGGAAGAACUGAACUGUGAUCGUAAGAAUUGGCAUGUUUUAUUUUUUAUUUUUGGGCUUUUUUGAAUGCAUGAAUGAUUUUAUCAUAUCAUCCUGUUGGAAGUUAAUUUGCACAUGUCUGUUCUGUAUGUCCAAUUUGCAUCUUGUCAUGAUAUUAUGUACGGGCCCCUAAAAUGUCUCCAUAUCCACCCUCUUACUGCAUCUAAUUGUUUAUAGCUUUAAUCAGUUUAUGCCUGCUCGCAUCACUUUUACUGAACUGAACCAAUCCUGCAUGCUGUUGUGAUGUCUGUUGAGGGCAACCCAGCCUUACUGCUCCUUGUCACCAAUUCUUGUUACAGAAAUAGAUUCCUUUGGCUACCGCUGACUUCUUUCUUUUCAGCUCACUUCGCUUACUCCAGUGAGUAUGAUUCCAUCCAUUUGUUAAUGAAUGCCCCUGUGGACCUACGUCAAGACAAAACCAAUUUGUUAGCAGAGGUAUUUUUUAUUGAAAGGGAAGACUGAACUGAGAAACAGCAUUACAGUUUGUAGAAAGGACACCAAAACAAGUGACUGAUCAAUACCCUUGGAAGGAACUGUCCUCUGGCUUAUCAUUUUUUCACUAUGGAUCUACAACUAUCUAUUUAUUAAGAAGGAUUAAAGGACCGACUGUGUUGUCAUUUACCGUACUUGACGACAUUGACUGUAUCAAGCUACUUAAUUCACUCAUCCACAACAUAGAGGAGAAUUAAAAUACAUGAUGGGAGCGGCACGUGUGAAACGCCGCUUCAGUGCUGUGGUGGAUGGGCCAGUGGAGGAGGAGGAGGUCAUGAGACUGGCACAGAGUGCUGCAGAUACACCUGGGGCAGGGGGGAGCCCCACGGGGUCAGGGACCCCAACCAGCUCCUCCCCGACCCAUGCCCUCAACGGCAAAACUCUACCUCUUCAGAGCAACACCAACAAUGCACGGAGGCAGAGUGCCAUUGGAGAGUCAUUUGGGGGAGACGCAGGAGAAGGCAGGGUUAGAGCAGGAGGAAUAUGCUCUGGCCUAAGGAGUGGCAAAAGCAAUAGUGGAGGAGGAAGAGGGGAAGGCCGUUCAUCCUCAAACCAGGAUUCACUCCCUUCCCUCUUCACUACCAGCUGCCGGCGCACCAGGCGCUCCAGCCGCCGGCCCCGACAACGCUUUGUGGACAAGGACGGACGCUGCAACGUCACCUUCGUCAACAUGAGCGAGAGGGGCCAGCGGUACCUUAGUGACCUCUUCACCACCUGUGUGGACAUCCGCUGGCGCUGGAUGCUGGUCAUCUUCACCCUCUCCUUUCUGCUCUCCUGGCUACUCUUUGGAUUUGCCUUCUGGCUCAUUGCCUCCAUGCAUGGGGACCUCUCCAUUCGGCUUACUUCCAGCUCGGGCUCCUCUCCGGGGUCAGGGGAGGCCGAUCCUGGAGGAGUGUCUGAUAGAGAGGCAGUUGUUGAGGAGCCAUGCUUUCUCCAGGUGAACAGCUUCAUGGCAGCUUUUCUAUUAUCCUUGGAGACGCAGACAUCCAUCGGUUACGGAUUCAGAAGCGUGACCGAAGAAUGUCCCCUGGCGGUGGUGGCGGUCAUUUUGCAGUGCAUUGUGGGCUGCAUUAUCGACGCCUUCAUCAUCGGGGCUGUCAUGGCAAAGAUUGCCAAGCCCAAGAAACGCAACGAAACACUGGUGUUCUCUGAAACAGCUGUGGUGGCACUAAGGGAUGGGAAACUCUGCAUGAUGUGGAGGGUUGGAAACCUGCGUAAGAGCCAUCUGGUAGAGGCGCAUGUCAGAGCACAACUACUGAAGCCAAGGGUUACACCAGAGGGAGAGUUCCUCCCACUGGACAACAUGGACAUCAACGUGGGUUUUGACACUGGCACCGACCGCAUCUUCUUGGUCUCACCUGUUACAAUUGUCCAUGAAAUCAAUGACGAGUCACCGUUCUUCGAGAUGGACCGAAAGAUGCUGGAGAGUGACUCAGAGUUGGAGCUGGUGGUCAUACUGGAGGGAAUGGUGGAGGCCACAGCCAUGACCACACAGUGCCGAAGCUCCUAUGUGGCUUCUGAAAUCCUCUGGGGACACCGCUUUGAACCAGUGCUCUUCGAGAGGAAAGACUGCUACCAGGUGGACUAUUCUUUCUUCCAUCGGACGUAUAAAAUCCCUGACACACCUUCAUGCAGCGCUAAAGAACUGGCUGAGGAAAAGUACAUUCAGGGCUCAUGCUCCUCAUUCUGCUAUGAAAAUGAAGUGGCUCUACAACUCGCCUCCCCUGAUGAUGCAUCUGACCACGACCCAGAGUGCCCUCCAUCACCAACACGAAGGCCAUCCCUGGCUGAACAUCUCCACCACAACUGAACUUGAUAGACAACAGGCCUCAAGGGGUAAAAGAGAGCAGACUGACCCAGGGGUUUAGAGCAAGUUAGUGCCAAAAGAGAGGCAGGAAGGAAUGAGAAAACCAAAAGAGACAGGAUAUAAAAUACUGUAGAUGGAGGCCUGAUUUUGUCAGCAUCGCAAUUGGACAGGAAAAAGUCUAGAAUAGGGGCAGGUUAAAAGAUCCAGUAGAAUUUUUUUGCAGAAUUAGAUGAGUAUUAUCAUACAGAUUAGAUUUUCAGAGAAAUAAACAGGAACUGCACAGAUAAAGAGAGAGCGUAAGGUUUGGGGUCAGUCUAUUUGGGGAGAUGAGUCACUUCACUGACCUAGUUGUCUGAUUGGCCCUGGCAAUCUUUCAUAAUCACAGAAACUUGUCUGCCAAGUCUCACCUCUGGCCCAUCACCACCACAGCACACUCAUCUGGCUCGAAUGCCUGACUGUCAGGAUGUGCAGCAGCACCACAUAGUGGCUCUAACCUGCAGCAGGACCUCCAUUUGUGUGGUCCUGGAGACAACUUUGACCUAUUUCAGAUGGCCUCUUGUAUGCAAUACACAGUAGUGUACUUACUACUCAGGAAUGUAUUCCACGUUGAAGCUGACUUAUCACUUUUAUUUUUUAUUUUCUUAUGGUAAGUAUGAAUAGUGCACAUUUUGUGAUACUUGACCCUUGGUGGAUGUUGAGAAUGCAGUUGGUGGCUUGGCUAGGCAACAGUUACAUGGAGAAACGGCUGAAAACUAGCAGCGGCUUUGAGCAGUUUCUUUCCCAUGUAAUGUACUGUAUGUUGUUUUUUUUCUAUAGUAGAGCAAUCCGUGCUCAUUGUUUGUAACAUUUGUUUUAUUUAGCCUAUUCAUUAUUUAAUCUGAUAUUUUGUUCUGGUUGAAUGCCAUGAGGUCAGAGGAAGCACGGCAGCAGAGCCGUCGAAGGAGAGAGUAGACAGCUACGUUCACUCCAAUGGACCAUUUUUUUCUCAGCAAUGGCGGAUCAUGGAGCCUCUCAAUAGUUCCCGGAAGUGACCAGCAGCCCAUUAGAGUAGCAGCAGAAUGGAAUCAAUGGACCGUCUGUGUUGCACUUAUGACGCGUAAGACGUUUAAAUAAUGAGAUUGCAUAUUAUCAGCACAUCUGAAUCAAAUCAACAUGCGCAUUAAAGCAUGUUAGUGGAUUGUGAUUUGGAUUAUUUAGGAUUUAUUUAGGAGUUGGGCCUGCAUGGUGGUGUAGUGGUUAUCAUUUUCGCCCCACAGCAAGAAGGUUCUGGGUUCGAAUCCCGGUUCAAACCAACCAGGGCCUUCCUGUGUGGAGUUUGCAUGUUCUCCCCGUGUA
Molecule: messenger RNA, 8628 nt
Organism: Scophthalmus maximus (turbot)
Lineage: Eukaryota; Metazoa; Chordata; Actinopteri; Pleuronectiformes; Scophthalmidae
Gene: kcnj14
Product: potassium inwardly rectifying channel subfamily J member 14
Exons: 4
Coding region: 5689-7296 (535 amino acids)
Biological process (GO): potassium ion import across plasma membrane; regulation of monoatomic ion transmembrane transport
Cellular component (GO): plasma membrane
Molecular function (GO): inward rectifier potassium channel activity
Source: RefSeq, a predicted model, not a curated record